Messenger RNA from Euleptes europaea (tarantolino), 2517 nucleotides. It is a transcript of the gene CPXM1, whose product is annotated as carboxypeptidase X, M14 family member 1. The record is from RefSeq and is a predicted model, not a curated record. The coding region runs from base 1 to 2517 and encodes 838 amino acids. Gene Ontology annotation, molecular function: zinc ion binding; metallocarboxypeptidase activity. Lineage: Eukaryota; Metazoa; Chordata; Lepidosauria; Squamata; Sphaerodactylidae. Gene Ontology annotation, biological process: proteolysis. The transcript has 16 exons.
AUGGACCCAAUCAGGCCAAUCCUGCCCACCAGCAGCAAAGUACCAUUUUGCCACAGUAGGAUUCGCACCCAGGUUUGCAAUUGCAAGGGGGAAGCCCGGGGCCCCUCUGUGGAAGGGGCACCUCGCCAGGUCACCCCCAGCCCUGUGCAGAAGAAGCCCGGCACCACGGCCAGCCAGAGGACUGUUCUGCCCACCCCAGCAUCUCCCACCCCGCUCACCUCCAGGAGGAGCCAGGUAAGAGCGACGGCCAGCCCCAAGGCGACCUCACCUGCAAGUGUCAAGACCACUUUCCCGUACCAGAGAGAGGAUCUGGAAGAGCCACUUUCCAAGAAGGAACAGCUCUCCGGACCUGAAAAGAAAGAAAGCCUUUCCCUGGCUGGGUCCGGCUUCCUGCCUUCUUUCCAGGCUCCCACGCUGCGGCUGGUGCUCCCCGUCCAAACUGGCUCGCCCGCCUCUUCUCCGCUCACUGUUCAGCACAGCGGCCGCAGGAAGGCAGCUCCGGCAGAUGGAGCCAGGCCAGACAAGAACAACUCUGUCCGCCUCAAAGUCAUCAAGAAGAAAGUCUUGAAGAAGAAAGCAAAGGCUUCUGUCCAAGAACCGGCAGCAAAAGAGGAGCCGCUCCACUAUCUCAAACCAGAAUGCCCCCCACUGGGACUCGAAUCUCUAAGAGUGCGAGACUCACAGCUCCGAGCUUCCACCAUUAAGCGCCACGGACUGGGGGCCCACCGGGGACGCCUCAACAUACAGUCUGGCAUCAAUGACGGUGAUUUCUAUGAUGGUGGCUGGUGUGCGGCCCACGAAGACAAAGGCCAGUGGCUGGAGCUUGACGCCAGGCGGAUGACGCGCUUCACGGGGGUCAUCACCCAAGGCCUGAACUCCAUCUGGACUUAUGACUGGGUGACGUCCUAUAAGAUCCAGUUCAGCAAUGACACUCAUACUUGGCAUCCGUGCAAGAACGGGAGCGAAGAAAUGAUAUUCCCUGGAAACAAAGACCCUGAGACGCCAGUUCUCAACCUGUUCCCUGUUCCAGUGGUGGCUCGGUACAUCCGCAUCAAUCCUCAGACAUGGUUUGAGAAUGGGACCAUCUGCUUGAGGGCGGAGGUCCUUGGUUGCACCUUGCCAGACCCCAACAACAUCUACUACUGGGAUGACAAACCAGUGACCAAUGAUAAAUUGGAUUUCAGACACCACAAUUACAAGGAAAUGAGAAAGCUAAUGAAGAAAGUGAAUGACGCCUGUCCUAACAUCACACGGAUAUACAGCAUCGGGAAGAGCUACAGGGGCUUGAAAAUGUAUGUCAUGGAGAUAUCCGAUAACCCCGGGCAACAUGAAGUAGGGGAGCCCGAGUUCCGCUACGUGGCCGGGAUGCAUGGGAACGAGGCGCUGGGUCGGGAACUGAUGCUCAACCUGAUGGAGUACCUGUGCCAUGAGUACCAACAGGGCAACCCACGCGUCGUUCGGCUCGUGACCGAGACCCGCAUCCACCUCCUGCCCUCCAUGAACCCGGACGGCUAUGAGACGGCCUACAAGCUGGGCUCAGAACUGUCCGGCUGGGCUAUGGGCCGGUGGACCUACGAAGGCUUUGACCUCAACCACAACUUCGCUGACCUCAACACGGCCCUGUGGGAUGCGGAGGACAAUGAGCUGGUGCCCCACAAGUUCCCCAACCACUACAUCCCCAUUCCAGAGGCCUACACCUUCCCCAACGCUACGGUCGCCCCAGAAACCCGGGCCGUCAUCAGCUGGAUGCAACGCUACCCUUUCGUGCUGAGCGCCAACUUGCACGGAGGCGAGCUGGUGGUGACAUACCCCUUCGACAUGACCCGCACAUACUGGAAGGCGCAAGAGCUGACACCCACAGCCGACGACCCCGUCUUCCGCUGGCUGGCCACCGUCUACGCCACCACCAACUUGGCCAUGGUGGAUGAUGACCGGAGGCUCUGCCAUUACGACGACUUCAUGCGGGAAGGCAACAUCAUCAACGGGGCCAACUGGCACACGGUGGCCGGAAGUAUGAAUGACUUCAGCUAUCUUCACACAAAUUGCUUCGAAAUCACAAUCGAAUUAUCCUGCGACAAAUUCCCACAUGAGUCGGAGCUGCCCCAAGAAUGGGAGAACAACAAGGAAUCUUUGCUGGUCUACAUGGAACAGGUCCGCAGGGGCAUUAAAGGCAUCGUCCGAGACAAAGACACAGAACAAGGAAUCGCAGACGCCAUCAUUUCCGUGGACGGCAUCAAUCAUGACAUCAGGACAGUUUUCGAUGGGGAUUACUGGCGCCUGCUAAAUCCUGGAGAGUACGACGUCACAGCGUCAGCCGAGGGCUACCACUCUGUCACCCAGAGCUGCCGCGUCUCUUACGAGGACAACCCCACCAUCUGUGACUUCCGCCUGACAAAGACCCCCAAGCAACGGCUGAGGGAGAUCCUGGCCAAAGGGGGCAAAAUCCCCAAGGACCUCGCCCUGCGCCUCCGCCAGCUACGGCUGCGUAAACUGAGAUCGCAGCGGAGGGCCCAGUGA